UGUAAUCUGUUGCUACCCAGCACUCUGUUUUACAUAACACUUACUGCUUGCAUGGAAAAAAUUGGUCUUAACAUAUGAAUAUACAUUUGUAUACACAUACAAAUGUUUAGAUGUCUUAACAUUUUAGGAUCUUGCUAGGAGAUCAUAUUUGGGGGUCACUGGCAUAAAAAGUUUGUAAACCACUGGUCUAGAGAACAACCAGAAUCAAAAUUUUAAGCAGAUUUUAUUACAGCCAUAAUCACAUUUUACUACCAUAGUCCAGGACACAGUGACGAUAAUUAUGCAUAUACAGUUAUUACUUUACUAUUGUACAAUGAUCAUGUGUUCAUAUUUUAUGGAACCAUACAUUUAACUUUAAAAAGCACUAAAUGAUAAAGUUAAAUAAAUAUCCUUGUUACAUACCAUAUUUCUAAUUUCUAAAAUAAUCUGUCCUAUCUAUUAAAAAUACACCCUGCAUGAGGUCGAUAUGUAACCAUUUUUUAAACUGUACUUCUGAGAUAUGGCAAAACUUCCAAAUGAAUAGACCAAUCUGCACAGAACUUAAAAUGGCUUCAGCAACAGAACCCCCUAUCACUGCAAAAAUUAUUUUCUUACUACGAGUAUUUUUUGUCUUUCCAGUAAAAAUAUCCAGUAAAAUAUCAUUAUUUUAAAAAUCUAUAUAUGCCAAUUGGGUAAGAAAAUAACUUGACUCAAAGGGGGAAAUAUUCAUUUUCUUACCCCAUUGGCAAAUUGUUUCUUGUUUUAAGCAAUGAAAUGUAAGAUUUCAAUGAAGACGUGACAAAAUAUCUUCUGCCAUUCUGCUUCUCAAGUCAUUUCUUCUUGUUUUAAGGAUGUUUUGAUAUUUUCACCAGAAAAUAAGACAAAACACAGUAGAAGUCCUUAAGAAAAUAUAUAUAUAUAUAUAUAUAUUUAUUUUUUAUUUUUUUUAUUUUUUUUUUUAUUUUUAUUUUUUUGCUGUGAAAGAGCAAACAGCUCAUCAUUUAAAAAGGCUUCUGUCAGGGAAAUCUGAUGAUAUACCUUAAUGUGUCUGGACAUUUUGUGGUGCCUCUUCAUGCUCAGUUGCACAAUGUUUUCAGACAAAUCAUAUGAAAAAGGCAGCACAUAUCUGGUGUAAUAAUAGCAAAUAAAAAAAAAAAAAAACAAGGAAUUUUAAGAUUGUGUUUUCCAAUGCCUAGAAUAGCCAGGAAAUUUCUAUAGUGAAUGUACAGUACAUUGCUCUAGUUAUGCUACACAAAAUCAUAACCAAACUAGUCUAAGUCUUAAUGGUUAAAAAAAUCCUUAGCCAGUACUAACAAAUAAAAGGCCAUGGAAAUUCAUCAGUCAAAAAGUGUGGGUACCCUGAAAUACGGUAUAGCGAAUAUUACCCAAAAUAUUCAACACAAAAUAAGCUUCACAUGUUCUGUACUGUUUUUAUAUUUCUCUCAAACAAUGGCAGCUAUGUAUUCAAUAGACAAAUCUGCAUUUCUUUAAAUACUCUUAUGGAUCUGCCACUUCUAAUAAAACAGAUUUGCUUGUGUUUAUAUUCUACUUUAUAUAAAGUUUAUUAUAUAUAAAGUAUAUUAUUUUAUUAUAUUUGCACUAUGUUGUGUUUUAUAUUUGUUCUGUGACGUUGCAUAAUAAGACACUAGAACAAAAUGACUGAGUUUUGAAAGUGUUUGUAAUGUUCAUUUUCACAGAUUGGUUAGACUCUACACUUUGCCCUUAACACAGGUUGAAGCCAAAGUUCUCCAAGAGAGAAAGAGAGACUUAGAGUGACCGAGUAAGGGAGGAGGGAAUGAAGGAAAAAACAAGCUGGGAAAAAAAAAUCACAUUUCAAAGCAAAAGAGCAACAGGUGUCUAGACAUAAUACAGGAGCACAAAUAGAGGAACACUAGAAAAUAUCAAAGAGAAAAAAAUGAAAUCUUCACCUAAAUAAGCUCCUUAUCUAGAGGAGAGACCACUGAGCUCCAAUCCUGAAAAAACAGGUACAUUUGGAAUGAGCAAAUGUAAUUUGCAAUAUUGUUUUGGCUUCUAUGUGUGUGCACAUUACUACUGUUUGCACAACCGAAGUGUGUGUUUGUGUUCGAUUGCUUCCAGUGACACAGACAAUGCUUGUGUUUCCUUUCCCUUGUGUGUCUGCGUACACGAAGGUGCCUUCUUCCAAGAUCUUUGACCAAGUCAGGAACAACGGCUGCUGAGACACCAGAAAACGUGAGAUGGAUGGAGGAGAUGGCAGGAGAGCCGGAGGAGAACGAAGUGGCCAACUGUCUGCCUUGCAAGAGCAGCUGGUCUGGUCUCUACUGGGCUCAGGGUUAUCAAAGGAGUUGCUGAUCCAGGCCAUGGGAGAUCUGGAGAGAGAGCGGGCAUCAACUGGUGUGGAGAGGGCAGACCGGGCAGAUGGAGAGAGCUCGGAGGACGGAGAGAUGGACAAUCCACCUCCCAUUUUCCGUGAGCUGGAGAUGCUUCCACCGGAGGAGGCCGCGAGACAAAGAGCUCAAGUUGAACAUCUGUUGCAAGAAGAUUCUUGGCAUGUAGCUAAAAUGGUGAAGAGCUACAUGCAGCAGCACAAUCUACCACAGAGAGAGGUGGUAGAGUCCACCGGUCUCAACCAAUCACAUCUCUCCCAACACCUCAACAAGGGCACGCCCAUGAAGAAUCAAAAACGUGCCACAUUGUAUAGCUGGUAUGUCAAGAAACAGGCAGAGAUUAGCCAGCCAGAAUUCACCAACGCCAGUCGAGGUGUUGUGUCAGGAGAGGAAUCUGGGGAGGAUGGCCGAAAGGGACGGAGGAAUCGAUUCAAAUGGGGCCCUGCCUCCCAACAAAUCCUCUUCCAGGCUUAUGAACGACAGAAGAACCCUAGUAAAGAUGAGAGGGAGGGAUUGGUGGAGGAGUGUAACAGAGCGGAGUGUCUACAAAGGGGAGUGUCUCCUUCUCAGCUAGCUGGUCUGGGCUCUAAUCUGGUGACAGAGGUACGUGUAUAUAACUGGUUUGCCAAUCGGCGCAAGGAGGAGGCAUUUCGCCACAAACUGGCACUGGACGUGCCUUACAGCAGCCAAUCAGCACCCCCCACAGGCCAGACUCUACCAUCCAGUCCUUCACCAGGUCUGAAGUACAGUCAGUCAGUUGUGUGUGAGAAUUUGGGCACAAUAAGAAGCUCAAGUGGUGAAGAUAGGGGUGGCGGCGGUCAUCUGGGAGCCAGUCCAGGCCAGCUAGAACCCAGCCAUACACUCUUGGACACACAUCACCACAGACCAACAUCAGGAGGUGGUUCCUUACCUCCUGUUAGUACUCUCACUUCUUUGCAUGGAGUAUCAGGAUCCUCGGCUCCCCCUCCAGGACUGAUUAUGGCCUCGCUACCGAGUGUAAUGAGUCUGGGGGAUUCCUCACUUCUCAUAGGCUUGACAUCCUCUCAACAACAGACUGUGAUCAACAAUGUAGGGGGUGGGUUUACCACCCUCCAACCAAUCUCAUUCCAGCAGCACCUUCAUACUCAGCAGCCAAUGACAAACCAGCUUCAGAGUCACAUUGGCUCUAGCUCGUUCAUGGCAACAAUGGCCCAGUUUCCAUGCCACACGUACAGCAAGGCAGACCUGACCUGUUACCCCUCUAGUCUCCUAUCCCAGGCUAUGGUCAUCGCAGACAGCAACAGCAUUGGGACACUGACCAACCUAACAGCUGUUCGACAGAUUCUCACCUCAGAUCCUGAGGGUCACACAGACACUCCCAUUGAUGAUGAGUCUUUACACCUACAAUCAACUUCACCAGAGCCAGUGUCUUCAGGCAGCUUGGAGCUCUACACUCAGACGAGCGAGACCCAUCCUUCUCACCUGCUCUCUUCUUCACCAGGGGACAUAGACCCUUACAUCCCUACACAGAUGGUCUCCACUGCACAAUAGCUCCUGAUGAGAAUCCCACCUCCAAACAUGGCAGAGAACUGCUGAGAUUUCUUCAGCAGAAAGGAACGCUGCUGAUCCAUUUGAGAAAAUGAGAAAUAAUGUUUUAGAUGCAUUGGAGAAAAAAAAAAAGAAAUAAAAAAAAAAAGAAAAAAAACUGAUGACAUAUCGAAUAAAAUACAAAACUGCCAUGUCGCUAGUUGCUGCCUACCUACUCAAAGAUUUUAGAGGUUUGUGAAAACAGUUGUGAAUUACACUCCUGACAAGGACAAUUUAGUCUUGUUUAAUCCAGAAUAAUAUACUAGAUUCAUGUGUGAACAAGUAUAAGAUUUAGCAUUCAAAAUUUCACUGUAAUAAAUGUAGAGAACUGGGCAUAUAAA
Myxocyprinus asiaticus (Chinese sucker) is the source of this 4252-nucleotide messenger RNA. RefSeq names its product hepatocyte nuclear factor 1-alpha-like. The record is from RefSeq and is a predicted model, not a curated record. Gene Ontology annotation, molecular function: DNA-binding transcription factor activity, RNA polymerase II-specific; RNA polymerase II cis-regulatory region sequence-specific DNA binding. The transcript has 10 exons. Gene Ontology annotation, cellular component: nucleus. Lineage: Eukaryota; Metazoa; Chordata; Actinopteri; Cypriniformes; Catostomidae. Gene Ontology annotation, biological process: regulation of transcription by RNA polymerase II; pancreas development; liver development. The coding region runs from base 2196 to 3875 and encodes 559 amino acids.